Messenger RNA from Austrofundulus limnaeus, 2843 nucleotides. RefSeq names its product ubiquitin-conjugating enzyme E2 R2. The transcript has 5 exons. NCBI's taxonomy places the organism in Eukaryota, Metazoa, Chordata, Actinopteri, Cyprinodontiformes, Rivulidae. The coding region runs from base 309 to 1037 and encodes 242 amino acids. The record is from RefSeq and is a predicted model, not a curated record.
UUUUUGGAGCAGGUUCAGAAUGUACCGAGCUCUCCGGGAACCUCUUCACAACGAGAGGAAGAAGGCACACCAGCUGUGAGCAGAAAAAAGCCCAGUCGUCUCGGUUUUAGAUCCUGUUUUGUUGACUCACCAACGGAAACUACCGCGUUCCUGAGUGCGAGGGGCUUCUUUCUUUUUAUUUUAUUUUUAUUUGAUUUUUACUCGGUUAGCUUCUUCUUUUUUUUUUAAAUCAACGCAGCUUUUGUUUGUCUUUCGCAGUCACACAGUUGUGGGUUGCCGAUAUAUUUAAUACUAGUCGUUGUGGGAAUAUGGCUCAGCAUCCUCAAAAUGUAGCAGCCAGUUCACAGAAAGCGCUAAUGCUGGAGAUGAAAAGCCUACAGGACGAGCCAGUCGAAGGCUUCAAGAUAACUUUGGUGGACGAGUCGGACUUGUACAACUGGGAAGUAGCGAUUUUCGGACCCCCGAACACUCACUAUGAGGGUGGUUAUUUUAAGGCUCGGAUCAAGUUUCCUGUUGACUACCCCUACUCACCACCUGCUUUCCGCUUCCUCACCAAAAUGUGGCAUCCCAACAUCUAUGAGAACGGAGAUGUGUGCAUCUCUAUCCUGCAUCCACCAGUGGACGAUCCACAGAGCGGAGAGCUGCCUUCAGAGAGGUGGAACCCCACACAGAACGUCAGGACCAUCCUGCUCAGCGUCAUCUCUCUGCUGAACGAACCAAACACAUUCUCUCCAGCCAACGUGGACGCAUCCGUCAUGUACCGCAAGUGGAGGGACAGCAAGGGCAAAGACCGGGAAUACAUCGAGAUCAUAAGGAAGCAGGUGCUGGCGACCAAAGCCGACGCCGAUCGGGACGGCGUCAAGGUUCCCGUCACGUUGGACGAAUACUGUGUCCGCACCCAGGUCCCCCCCACAGACGACGGCUCCAACCUUUUAUACGACGACUACUACGAUGACGAGGAGCUGGACGAGGACGACGAGGACGACAUCGAAGCCUGCUGCUAUGACGAGGACGACUCCGGCACGGAAGACUCCUGACCGCCUCACCCCCCCUCCCUGACCACUUCUUGUUCUCGCCCACUCACCCUCCUCCCCGCUUCUGACACAGACCGGACUCUUCCAGCUUCUGUUACGUACAAUCACAGUCUGCACACUAAAGCCUGAUUCUGUGGAUAAAAGAAAACAAACCUGCAGAGUUGUUUUUGAUUUAUUUUUUUUUGUGUUUAAUUUUUUUUGUUUUAUUUUUGAGUAGAAGUUACAAGAUGGAACACAAACAUCAGGAGAAACCCCUCCUCCUCCACCUCUCUGCACAGACAGCUGUUUGAAUUCUUUGAAAAGAGAUUUAGUUUUGGAGUUUCUUUCCGGCGUGCGGUCGGCCACUUCAUCAGCAGACGGGAAUGUAACCAGAUCAGAAGAAGCUAAUUAAGGGAGGGAGAGGCGGCAAGAAAAAAAAUUGCCCGUUUGUCUCCGAGUCAUUUCCACUCGAGCCCAUGUGUGUCACCUCCAAUUAUCAGGCUGUUUUAGGCUCUGCCACGCUUCACCUCUGACCUUUUAAAGCCACAGGGCUCGUGCUGCUCCAAAUAUGGGAGUCGUGUCUCAAAAAAAAAAAAACCUCACUCCUUUGUGCCUUUUUUGUUUUGUUUUCUAACUAUAACAUCCCAGAUCUGAGCAGUCCAGCGAAACACAGAGAAGUAGCAGAGGAGUGAUAUUCAGUUUCAGUGUGAUGCACGAGCUUAUUUAUAGAAGCACCUGUUGGAUUUGUCUCAGCUGCGAGUGUGGAAAGCUGAGAUUUACCAGCUGAUCUAAACAAUGAACGUGUUACUGUCACACAGCCUUUAUCGUAACCUGCUGCUGCUGAAUGUGUUUAAAAAGAAAAACUACUACCUGAGCCUGCUGCUGAAAUCCUGAGUACUGUGUAAAAAAACAAAAACAAAUCCUAUGCAGUCAGUUUUAACAAGUAGGGCUUUAAAUGUCUGACCUAACUGCAGUUCAGGCUGUGAAGGUAGAAAAGGACAGCCAGGCUGUGUUACUUCAGCCCCAUUGGUUUCAAUUAUGGUUAUUUUUAUGGACGUUUUUGUUUACUGUAACCUUGUUUCCAAAUAUUAAAAAUUGGCGCGUCGCUCAAAGGAUAAACUCUGUGGGGAAUCACGACAGUAAGAAGGGUUUUUGGUGUUUGAGCAUGUUCUUAUCGCAUGCUUUUAUGUGUUUGUGCUUUUUUUUUAGAUUUGCUACAAGAGUUGGGAUUGUUUUAAAAAAUAAAGAGGGUUCCUCAAUUAAUUUUUUUUUAGCUGAAACUGACUUGUUUUUGACAUUUUUUUUUCGUAAAGAUGGAACAAGCUGGACGGUUUUUAAAUUUGUUACAAUUACAAAAUUAUUUGACAACGUAACUCCAGCGCAGAUUACCGAAUAAAUACCAGGUGCCCACUUUAUGACUUAUAAAUGAGCUUUUUUUUUUUUUUUUUUAGGAAAAAAAACAUAAUUUAGUUUCUCUUUCUUUUCUCAUCGUCUUUCCUCCCCACUUGUUCCCCAAAUUUUCUGAACUCUGAACCCAGCAGCAGAAAAGCCUCAGGAAGAAAAACAACUUAAAAAAACACACAACUAACCAACCAGUUUUUCUCCAGCUGAGUAAACCGGACCCUUUCGGACCCUGGGAGUGGGGGGGGGGUGGGCACUCACUUGUCGGCUUCAUAGGACUGUUUACAAUUUCUACCUUGAUAUGCACAUGUGGAUAUUUUGACGAUCACUUGAUGUUUUUUUUUUCUCCUUUGUUUAUAUUCUUUUUAUUUUCUUAUGGUUUGUAAAUCUAUUUAAAAUCAAAUAAAGUUCUUUAUUAGAUGUCGGCUA